AGGCAGAGUGGCGGUUGACCCAUUACCGCCCUCGUUGCCCACUUGACAGAUUCAAGAUUCAAAGCUGCUUCCCCCCCGAUACUUCGGAACCGUACCCCGAUUCAAGAUGUGCCAGGACAGCCCCGCGUGCUCCUCCGGCGACGCCUUGGACCCCCCGUCCAGCAACGCCUCGCCGCGCUCGCCGCUGAAGCCCGCGGGCGGCUUCAAUUGCCGCCGGGACCGGCGCCAGCGCUUGCAGGGCCUGCACUGCUACCUGGCGAGGACCGUCGUGACGGUUGCGGCGUCGGCGGCCAUGCUCGAGGCCAUGCCAGAGGGCCAGCCUGACGGCGGCGGAUCCACGGGCACCUCGUUCGCGAGCUGCUCGUUCCUGAAGGACCUCGUCGCCGACGUCCCCGUGCUGCUGCGCUCGGUGCUGCGGGGCGCCGCGGCCUACGCCAGGGACUCGCUCGACGGCCUGGCCGCCGCCGCCGGCGAGCCGCCGCGCCGGCCGUUCGAGGACGCGGGCGCGCCGAGCUGGCUGCCCUGGGCCGUGGACGCCGCGAUCGUCUGCGGCAUUCUCGCGGUGGUCCUGUUCGCGCUGGCCUUUGCGGCCAUGCCGCGCCCCUGCGGGGGCGGCCAGGAGGCGGAGCCCGGCGGCGCCGAGGGCGCCGGGGGGCCGACGGAGCUCGCGAAGGGCGGCGCCAAGGUCUUCCGGGUCGUCAUGAUGGCCGUCCUGCCCGCCGUGUCGGGCGCCCUGCUCAACGUGAAGCACGUGCUCGUCCCCGCCCUGCUGUGCGGCCUCUGAGGGCGGCAUCCGCCGCACGGGUCGUGCCGCUGUGCCCUGCCACCUCUCCCGGGUUCGCCUUCCAUUCCUCGUUCCUGCCCCCGGCCUUCUCGCGCUCUCUCUCUCUCUCUCUGUCCGCCGGCAGCGUUACCCGUGUGUCAUGUUGAUGCGGAUUGCACGAUGG
Prorocentrum cordatum is the source of this 947-nucleotide messenger RNA. The record is from the annotation of a GenBank genome assembly. Lineage: Eukaryota; Dinophyceae; Prorocentrales; Prorocentraceae.